AGGAACUACAGCUGAAUUAUCAAGUGCUUUCAUUCCGACUGAAGAAGUCGUCGAAAUUGAGAGAGUUGCCAUCGAAUCCCAGAAGUAAGCGAAAACGGUACUACAGGUACAAUAUUCGACCACUUCGACGAUACGAUAAGCAGUAAGCACUUGACCUGGUUGCCAAAUCACACGCCGAGACCAAAGACCUAAGAGAUGAUAUUUGGUAUCUGUCAGAAGGCUCUUAACCUCCAGCAGAGGGCUAUCCGAUAUUCCAAGUAGUUCGUCUUGGGGAACAAGCCGAGGCCAGUCAGAAUAUUAUUAAAUUGCAGCCAUAUGCAAUUCCAAAUGGCCUCGCUGGGGUCGGAUUACAUCCCAUCCUGCAUUGGGCUCCUACGCCCAAAUAUCUGCUCCGUCUUCACUCUCUCUCCCUAGAUCAGCCAUAUCGUAAAUUACCAUACACCUUUCCCUGCCUAGUGGUUUGCGGUUAUUCAAUUCCAGGGUUUGUCUUAAUGAGCUCGCUUCCAGCAACUAUUAUCAUUCCUGCCUUAGACAUCAUUACGGAAGAGCUCAACAUCACGACUACUGUUUGAAGACCUGUAGUUCUGUCAAUCUUCUAAUUGGCUACAUUAUUAAACACUUGUUCAUGGUGCUUUGUCUGAGAUUUUUGGAGCCGAAGGUUGAUGCUGCAGCCAUUCAACUUUGUGUUUCUGGUCUUCAACUCUGCGCGCGGCGUUGCAAGGGCUGUCGAGCAACUCCAUUCCUUGAAGUACUUUGCCGGGCUCUUUGGGGGUUGUACCCCGAGAACUAUCUCUUAGCUUCAACCUUUAAGAUUGAAGCUAAAGCAGGAACUCUCAGAGACUUGUUCAAUCCCAAUGAAGGUGGUAAGGCCAUGGUGUUUUACAUAUUCCCUCUUGUCGGCCAAGUCCUGGGCCCCAUUGCAGGAGGUUUCCUAACCGGCUGUAUCCAUCUUUUCUGGUCUUACUGGUGUUAUUUACCUGUGGAGGUUUGAGCAUAUGUGCGAAGGGAAAAGAGCCCGGACUGUGAUAGUCGCGAUGUAGAUGAGUGGUGAGUUGUAGUUGUAGCAGUGGCAUGCAGAAAAA
This is a messenger RNA of Aspergillus alliaceus, 1082 nucleotides long. RefSeq lists its product as uncharacterized. Lineage: Eukaryota; Fungi; Ascomycota; Eurotiomycetes; Eurotiales; Aspergillaceae. The record is from RefSeq and is a predicted model, not a curated record. The transcript has a single exon. Bases 626 to 991 code for a protein of 121 amino acids.